UGUCGUUACGGUGGUUGGUGUGGGUGGCGGCGGCGUGUGCGUGUGUGGCAACUGCUAACAAAAGUAAGAGUUCCAGUGAUGACUUCGAUUACCUGGAUGACGUUAAAGAAUAUUCUGCCCAUCAUUCGGACGACAUCAGCGCAAAAUACUCUGCUCGGCUCAAUAAGAUUGACAUGCUAGACGACUACCCGCACGAUGACGACUUUCAUGACGAUUUUCACGACCGUUAUUACGAAGAUGACGAUGAAGAUGAAGACGAUGAAGACUACGAUGACGAAGAUGAAGGUGACGACGAAGAUGAUGAUUCAGAAGGUGGUGGUUGUGGAGGUGGAGACGACGACGACGAGGAUGACGACGAUGAAGAAGAAGACACAUUAAGCCCAGUACAAGAGACCAGCUUUAAAGAGGUGAGAAAGUGCUACUGUCGAGCAAGGAAAUCUUUGAUUCUUUUUCAGGAGUUUCUAACCUUUCUCUGAUGUGUUUGUUACACUGUUUAUCUUCUGCACUGAGUGAACUUCAUGGCCAAUAACAACCUUCAACACGUAGUUUCUCGCCAAAAUAAAAGCCAUUAUUGACCAUAGAACAAAAGUAUCAAAACACAACUUUGUCAUAAUCGGUUUAUAUCAAAAUAAUUAUUUCUUAAUCACAAGGUAAUUAAUUGUUUAUGGUUGUAUAGUUAUUUUUUGAAGUUACUGCAUUAAUCCUGCUUAUCACCACCAUGGUGAACACACAUCAACAAAGGCCAGUUGACUGGUUGAUUCAGGUCUACUCCCAAUUAUUUUUCAUUCCUGAAGUCUUCCCUGACCCUUUCUGGUUGAUUAAUGGACGGAGGAUCAAGCCUCCACCCUUUUUGCGCUAAAUAACACACGCAGGUUUGGAACAUUACAUAUAUAAAAAAAAUAAAAAAAAAAAUUCCUGCGUUAAUCAAACUUGGCCAAGAUACACGUGCAAGUUUCCCGUUUUAUCCUGUUUAUCUGUUUUGUAUUUGAUCAGUUCGUCGAUCAUGAACGAGUGAUUCCUUAACAUGGUCGGAUUAUCUGUGGCCCAUUACUUUAAUUACAUAUUUUGAUUAUUUUCAUUUUAGUUUCUGAAUCUUGUGUCAUGUUAUUUACGAUGUAAUUAUGAACAUGACUUUUUUUUGGGGUUGAUUAAUUCUUGUAUUUUGAAUUUAAUUACUAUUAGAUAACCGAGUUUCAUCUUCAUAUAACUUGAAGUGACCGUGUUUCAUCUUCACAUAACUUGAAGUGACCGUGUUUCAUCUUCACAUAACUUAAAGUGACCGUUAUUCAUCUUCACAUAGCUUGAAGUGACCGUGUUUCAUCUUCACAUAACUUGAAGUGACCGUGUUUCAUCUUCACAUAACUUGAAGUGACCGUGUUUCAUCUUCACAUAACUUGAAGUGACCGUGUUUCAUCUUCACAUAACUUGAAGUGACCGUGUUUCAUCUUCACAUAACUUGAAGUGACCGUGUUUCGUCUUCACAUAACUUGAAGUGACCGUGUUUCAUCUUCACAUAACUUAAAGUGACCGUGUUUCAUCUUCACAUAACUUAAAGUGACCGUGUUUCAUCUUCACAUAACUUGAAGUGACCGUGUUUCAUCUUCACAUAACUUGAAGUGACCGUGUUUCAUCUUCACAUAACUUGAAGUGACCGUGUUUCAUCUUCACAUAACUU
This is a messenger RNA of Cherax quadricarinatus, 1675 nucleotides long. The record is from RefSeq and is a predicted model, not a curated record. NCBI's taxonomy places the organism in Eukaryota, Metazoa, Arthropoda, Malacostraca, Decapoda, Parastacidae.